CUUCAUUCAGAGCAGACACCUUGCAAAGGUACCUCGCGCCCCCUCACCUCCCUCCAGUUUAGUACGCAAACCCACAGCUUAAACUGAAAUUCCUGCACGGUAACCAGAAUAUAUUUAAAGUAAAAUUACAGUUGCUAAAGACCAGAACUUUUUUGUUGAUUGUGAAAGCUCGAGGAAGAGUAGGCCUACCAUGUUUUGGCUGGAAGUGUGUGCUGCCAUAUGUUGCUUCACGUGUUUGUUGGCUCGUAAGAUUCCUACUUAUGAUUACUUAGAGGACAACAUCUACACUGAGCUGCGGAGCCUUCUAGACGACCGUGACGGCUGGAAGGAGGGUGGCGGUGGAGUGGGUCACCCGCGGGAGGAGAGAGGCUGGACGCCGGGUCUGGUGCUGGGGCAGGUUGCUGGGGUCUCCGUAGACCCCCUAGGUAGACCUGUGCUCUUCCACAGGGGCACACGCACUUGGGACUACCUGUCAUUCAACUCGUCACAUCACUACCAGGAGGGAGGACCUCUAGAAGAAGACGUAGUGGUGGUGCUGGACCCAGAUACUGGAGAAGUUGUACGUUCUUGGGGUCGUGGACACUUCGUCUUGCCUCACGGUAUAACUGUUGACUCCAAGGGUAACACCUGGCUCACAGACGUCGCUCUCCAUCAGGUGUUUAAGGUGGGGGAAAAUUUGAGUUAUGUGGAGGGCUGGGGAACCCGGCAUGACGAUCAUCACCUGUGUAAGCCUACCUGUCGCUUCACCUCCCCGGGGGGCUCUUCCCUCGCCGACGGCUACUGCAACGCUCGCAUCCUCCGCUUCGCUGCUGACGGAACUCUGAAGGAUCAGUUCGGACACCAGGGGAGCGAGGGUAGCGCUGGAGCACUGUAUGUUCCCCACGGGUUAGCACUUGAUGAGACUCGUGACGCCCUGUGUGUGGCUGACCGGGAGAACCAUAGAGUGGUAUGUCUCAAGGCAGGACUCCAGCACCAACAACAGUUUGGCCAACCCGUCAUGACUCUUCAGGACCCUAACCGCAGCAGGGUGUUUGACGUUGCUUUUCUCAAUGGCAUGCUAGUGGGCGUGGGCGGCAGCGAGGACGAGGGCGUGGCAACAGGUUUCACGGCUGAUAUGGACACUGGCGACCUGCUUGACGCCUGGGCACCUCUCACGGGCUUCCACAACCCCCACGCCAUCUCUGUAAGUCAAGACGGUGUCGCCAUCUACGUGGCUGAGAUUGGUCCCAACCGAGUGUGGAAGUUUGUCUUGGACACCCCUGCAACUUUCUGAAGGAACCAGCAGCACUGAUGGGGAACGUCAGAGUGCCUGCCACCACCACCACUACCACAACUACCACAACCACUAACAACAACAUUAUUACAACUACCACUACUGUCAUCACAACCGCCAUCACCGGUGCCACUACCACCACCACUGUCAUCACUACCACCACCACUACCACUCCCACAACCACUACCAUCACCACUGUCACAACAAUCACUACCACCACUACCGACAACAACACUACUAUUACUACAACAAGAACCACCCACAAUGACAACACUUUAAUUUGUAACAACCACAACCCUCAACAACACUGAUAACUUGCAUCUUUCUCUUCCCCCUCUUCAUGCUGUAUAGUCCUUGUGGCUUAGCGCUUCUUUUUGAUUAUAAUAAUAAUAAUUCCCCCUCCUCAACACAAUUCAUACUGAAUCAUAACUACAGUAUUAUGUAUAAUAGGUGUUAAUGUUUAAGAAAGUCGGUCUAAUACUGCACUAGUAGCAAGGCCUUAAUAAUUCUUUUCUUCAUAUAAACUCACUAUAUAAACAAUGUAUCAAGGAGAGACAAAUGUUUCCAAGGUAGGAACAAGACUUUGUUGAUGCAAAUUAUACAUUUCAUCUGUAACAUAAAACAUUAGAUGUGCUGAGUGCGUUACUCAAUUUAUACAAUGUAAUGCAUUAUUUGGAGUGUAAUGUGGGUAGAUAAUGACUGAUGCUGCGUGUGUCAGUGUGAAGGAUUAC
Molecule: messenger RNA, 2004 nt
Organism: Cherax quadricarinatus
Lineage: Eukaryota; Metazoa; Arthropoda; Malacostraca; Decapoda; Parastacidae
Source: RefSeq, a predicted model, not a curated record